AUGUCCGGUGUUCCUGUCAACCCUGCCUGUGUGACUGAAUGGACCGCUUUGAAGUUGAAGAAAAAGGACAUUAACUACAUCAUUUACAAGGUCGAGAAGGAACGCGAGAUUGUUAUUGAAGAGGCAGGCAAGGUCGCCUAUGAUGAUUUCAAGGCCAAAUUCGAUACUAGUACCUGCCGUUACGCCGUGGUGGAAGCGCCCACCAACCGCAAGCUCGUCUUCAUCAUGUGGACUCCGGGCAGCGCACCUGUGAAGGAAAGAAUGAUCUACGCAAGUUCCAGACAAGGACUCCUCGACAAGCUCGGCGGCGUCUCCAAGUCCAUCCAAGCCACCGGCCACUCUGAAAUCGCCAAGGAGGCGCUCGUCUAA
Molecule: messenger RNA, 369 nt
Organism: Gregarina niphandrodes
Lineage: Eukaryota; Apicomplexa; Conoidasida; Eugregarinorida; Gregarinidae
Product: cofilin
Exons: 1
Coding region: 1-369 (122 amino acids)
Biological process (GO): actin filament depolymerization; cell motility
Cellular component (GO): cytoplasm; actin cytoskeleton
Molecular function (GO): actin filament binding
Source: RefSeq, a predicted model, not a curated record